Molecule: messenger RNA, 2196 nt
Organism: Naegleria fowleri
Lineage: Eukaryota; Heterolobosea; Eutetramitea; Acrasida; Naegleriidae
Exons: 5
Coding region: 1-2196 (731 amino acids)
Biological process (GO): chloride transmembrane transport
Molecular function (GO): chloride channel activity
Source: RefSeq, a predicted model, not a curated record
AUGGACACUCCUCACAUUCAGUUCAACGACAUUCCUGUCUAUAAUAUUUCCAUCUAUCCCAAUUCCAAUAAUAAUAACAACAACAAUGGCCAAUCAACAGGUCAAGUAAAUCCCACAAACUUGUAUGUACCAUCGGGUUCAGCAACCACCACAACAACCAAUAACAACCACAUGACGGUACAAGCCCAAUAUCUACCCUCUCAAAAUUAUGAACUUUCAAGUUCCAACAACACAAUCGGUAACUCGGGAUCUGGAAUCAACUAUCCACCCACUCAAUACAACAUUGCUCUAGGAGGAACGAUGGGAGCUCAAUAUUUACCCAAUCAACCACAACAACAACAAACAAAUACCAACUAUGGAAAACCACCAAGUUAUGAGGAUGAAGAAGAUAUGGCAGUGAAUGAACACUCUCUCCCUCCAGAAAACAAUAAUGAACUUGUCACCACCUCUCAACAAGUGAAUCUUCAAAUGAAUCAACAGCAGCAACCUUCUAGACAACUUCAUCCUGCCACUCAAGUGGCAAUGGGAGAAGACAACGAACAAGAUCCUCUCGAAAAACAUCGUGAUUUGUUCGGGUUAGGUUUUGUGAAGGACACAACCAAACACCUGAAAGAAACGACAAUUUGGGAGUCUGGAUUUUUUGGACUGAAUAUUUUCACAACCACGGCUCAAAAGAAGAAGAAAUUGCAAGAAAUCUCCGAAAUGAAUAGAGUGGAAAGUACAGACAUUUUAGGAAAAGAUCAUCUUCAACAUCACACGAAGCAUCGCAAAAAGUACACAGUGAUGAGAACUGCAAGAGGUCAACCUUAUCUACUCAAGACCGGCCUUGAUAUUGACGAAGUUAAGGAAGUUCAGAACGAAUUCAGUCAAAUAAGAUUGCCUUUUUGUUGCUCUUGGAAAACUUUAGAAGAUCACUAUGGUCUUGGAGUUCGAUUGUAUUUUGACUUUGGUCGUUUGGUGAUUGUUUUGAAUUCCAUUUUACUAUUUUUCCAAUUGAUCAAUUUUAUUCCGCAUCUCAUCAUUGACUCUAUCUAUAUCCAAAAAUUUACAAACUUUUUCAAAGGAGAAUUUUCAAAUUAUGGCGGCUUGAUUGAUAUCUUGUAUGGCAGUAGUUACGACCCCAACUUAUAUGUUUUAUGGAUUGUUACAUCAUCAUUGAGUAUUAUAGCGACACUCCUAUUUGGACCUGUUUAUUGGCUUGUGGUUCGACGUUCCUUCCAAAAAAGAGACGUGUACGAUAUGGAGGAAGCUGACAUGGCUCUAGCUUUUGAUGCUGACGCAGAUAUCAUCAAGGAAAAUGUAGGGACACCAACAUUGCAUCGAGUUGGUCGAUAUUUUGUCAGUUAUUCGAUCUUUGUUGGAUUUUUGAUUCUUUCCUGCGCAAUUACUAUUGGUUUUACAAUUCUUCAAAAUUUUACAACUAUUUAUGAAGCUGCUGACUCUGUAUUUUCACAGAAUACAGGUUACUUGACCCUAAUUUCUAUUGGCAUUUCUUGCGUGGUCAACAUUGUGAACUUUAUUUGGAAACAGAUCUGUAUUUAUUUGACCAAUUUCGAAAAGCACAAAACAUGGAGUGGAUACAGAACACACAACACAAUGAAAUAUUUAUUUUUCAAGCUAUUCAACGUGUUCUUGAUGGGUUUCACAAAGGGUUUAUUCAACGUUCCAUGCGUGAUUCGUACAUUGGGAAAUCAGUACUUGAUUCAAAUGAUUUUGGACUUUUUUGUAUUUAAUGCGAUUGAACUCAUUCUGCCCUAUAUUGAAUACUAUAUAAAGAAGAAGAGAAAUAAGGGAAGUGAUGAAAACGUAAGACCUGACUUUGACGUCUCUGAGGAAUACUUGGAACUCAUUUACAGACAAUACAUUAUUUAUUGUGGCAUGACAAGUUUCCCAAUGAUCACUUUAAUUGCAUUCGUAGCCUCUAUUUUGGAACUGUAUUUGGACAAGUGGAGAUUACUUAAACUCUGCAAGAAACCUCCAAUGAUCAACGGAAGUGUAAAGACUGUAGUGAGCUUUUUCCUUAUCGUCACGGCCAUUCUUCCAAUGAUUAACUGGGGAGGAGGCAAUAUUUAUCCAAUGGUUGGUGUUUAUUGGUGCAACACGCCAAACAAUUUGGAGUGUGAACCAUGUAGAGUGUUGAAUGGUAAUGAAUAUUACAUUACAAACUUUGUGAACAAGUUGUAUGGAUACAGUUAA